CGGAAUCAGCAGAAUUAAAAGUCCAGGAACAAGUGCAAACGAAAAAUCAACCAGAAAAAUCAACAAAUGGAAUUAUUACAGGAUACGACAGUGAAAUCGAGACAUUUCUGAUGUCUUCGGAUAUUUCACAUAUUAUUAUUCCUGAUUGUAAUCUACAGCAGUUUGAAAAAAUUGCAUCUGCGAAUCCUCGCCCUCUUCGAAUGAAUCUUAUUGAGGGACUUCUUGAAAUAAUGCCAGAAUCAGAAAUUAUUCGUCAAGUUGCUAACUGGAAAAAUGCAAACAAGAACCUGGUUGGACGCUGUACUUCUUCGCAG
Diversispora eburnea is the source of this 314-nucleotide messenger RNA. Lineage: Eukaryota; Fungi; Glomeromycota; Glomeromycetes; Diversisporales; Diversisporaceae. The record is from the annotation of a GenBank genome assembly.